This is a messenger RNA of Fusarium pseudograminearum CS3096, 285 nucleotides long. RefSeq lists its product as uncharacterized. The record is from RefSeq and is a predicted model, not a curated record. NCBI's taxonomy places the organism in Eukaryota, Fungi, Ascomycota, Sordariomycetes, Hypocreales, Nectriaceae. The transcript has 2 exons. The coding region runs from base 1 to 285 and encodes 94 amino acids.
AUGGACUCUCAACGCAACUUUCCGACGCUCAAGGGCAAGGUUGCCAUCAUCACAGGCGCAUCUCGUGGCCUUGGUGCAGGUUUCGCGUUUGAACUUGCAAGAAGGGGCGCAAAGAUCGUUGCAACAUAUACGUCUCCAAGCAGCGAAAAGCUCGUCAGCGAACUAUCAGAAAAGAUCGCAUCUCUUGAUCCACCAUCACAAUGCAUAGGUGUCAAAGCAGAUCUCAAGGAAGAAUCUGCCCCUGAUGAGAUAGUCCGCCAAGCCGUCGCCACCUUUGGCAACUAA